AUGCUGGGAGCCCCGGUGGGGCUGGCGGGACGCUCUGGCCCGUUGGCGGACUCUCGUCUCUCCUCCCCGCGCUCGGCGCCGCCUCGGAGGCGCGGCCGUUCUUCCCGCCCGCCAGGGGGCACCCGCGGGCGGCAGCGGCGCUCUGGGAAGAGGAAGAAAGGCGGUCUCUUGCUAGAGGCAGAUGAGAAAGAGGAAGAAAAGGCCCAGCAGAAUGGAGAGGAGCAGAAAGAGGAGGAAGCAGAUAAUGUAGAGCAAGUCGAAAGAAGCAGAGAAGAAGAAGAAAAAAAGAAAGAGGAUGCUCUUUGGGCCAGUUUCCUCAGUGAUGUAGGGCAGAAGCCCAAAGCUGUGGCUGCCACACAAGGGACACAAAUCAAGAAGACUGAAGAAAAGAACAGUGGGAAUAAGCCUCAGGAGAAGCCAAAAGAUUCAGGAAAAGUGACAAUCACCAAAACGUUCGAUUUUGCUGGUGAGGAAAUCAAGGUGACUAAAGAAGUAGACUCAAACUCAAAAGAAGCUAAAUCUUUUCUGAAGCAGCAAGAGAAACUGCAGUCAGCAGCUCCAGCUUCCUUGCCAACAGUCUCGGGGGUGAAGAGGCCAAGCGGCAUGAGUAGCCUCCUGGGGAAGAUCGGUGCCAAAAAGCAGAAGAUGAGCACACUGGAGAAAUCUAAACUGGACUGGGAGAACUUCAAGGAGGAGGAGGGGAUUGUGGAGGAGCUGGCAAUCCAUAACAGAGGGAAAGAUGGGUACAUCGAGAGGAAAGCAUUCCUGGAGCGCGUGGAUCACAGGCAGUUCGAAAUCGAACGCGACAUCAGACUGAGCAGGAUGAAGCCCUGACGUGCUGGGGGUGGCCGUGGGGGAUUUUGCUCCCUUCUGUGCCCCAGGGCUGGCUGGGGCUGCCAGCCACCACCACCAAGCACAGAAACUGUUCUCUACCCAAGACUCAGCCUGUAUGUCUCAACGUACAGGGUUUUCCUUUUACUGUAAUAGUUUGGGGAGGGUAUUUGUCAGUGGACAGGAGGCGCUUUGAGGGUUAAAUGGCCCAGCAGCUGAUAGAAGACACUGGUGUAAUUCUGGCAACAACUUUCCAAGGAGAAGAGGUGGUGGCACCCGUCCUUUACCAAUCCCAGGUGCUUCUGGCAGCAGGAGGAGCUGCCAAGGCUGGGAGAGUACUGGCAUGUUUGGUGGUGAGAGUGGAGCUGCAGGAAGGUUUCAUGGCUGCUGUGCAUAUUCAAGCUGUGGGCUGGAGCCCUUCUGCCUGCUCUGCCAGCCCUGCAGCACUCCCUGCCCCUCCGCCCUCUGCUCCUGUCCAGACAAAGCCAAACUGUCUGUACUUGUUCGUGGGGUCUGAUGAUGCUGGGGGGGGUUAAGCAAGCUGGUGAAGAAAUCCUUCCUUGUUCAUGCUGUCAAGAAGAUGGGAGCAGCUGCAGCAGGCAGGAAGGGCCAGGAUCUGAGUGUUCACGUGAAUAAAGUAUUCCAUCCCAACA
Messenger RNA from Onychostruthus taczanowskii (white-rumped snowfinch), 1484 nucleotides. It is a transcript of the gene CFDP1, whose product is annotated as craniofacial development protein 1. NCBI's taxonomy places the organism in Eukaryota, Metazoa, Chordata, Aves, Passeriformes, Passeridae. The transcript has 6 exons. Bases 1 to 834 code for a protein of 277 amino acids. The record is from RefSeq and is a predicted model, not a curated record.